This is a messenger RNA of Clunio marinus, 1921 nucleotides long. The record is from the annotation of a GenBank genome assembly. Lineage: Eukaryota; Metazoa; Arthropoda; Insecta; Diptera; Chironomidae.
GUAUCGUGCACCUCUCUAAUUUAAAGGCGCGAACUUCAUUAUUUUUUGUUCUGUCUGAAUCUAAGUAGGUAAUUUGUUGAAUUUGUGUUGUUAUCUGCAUUAAUUCAAAAUGCAAUCAAAUAUGAUUUCACCAUUGCUAAAUUCAAGUCGAGGAGCAAGAUUUCUCGAUCUUGUGCGACAAAAAACACCAAAUUUAUCGCCUCAAAUAGAAGAAUCAAAAAAUAUAAAAAUUUCUGCAUCGAAGAUAAAAGAGGAAAAAUCUAAAAAUGAAAACGAGGGCGAUAGUAACUUUUUAACAUUCUCUUCUGAAUUAAAAUACAAUCCUAAUGCCAGUCCACGUUCUAGUAUUUUGAGUAAAAAAAGAAGUUUCGUUUAUAACUCUGGCAUCUCUCCUUCAUCAUCAGUAAAAAGGAAAAGAGUCGGGUUUAGAGAUCCCGUUGCAUCAACAAAGAAAUAUAUUGUAGAUGAAGAAGAACCGAUCCAUAAAUCUAACAAUCUCAUCAGGUGCCUCGUAUACGAUAAUGAAAAUAUCCAGGAUUACGGUGAAUUUGAAUCUAACAAGGAAAAUGCAGAGGAUUUAAUGAAUAAUCGAGAGUUAGAUAGUAAAGAAUUGCAAAAUGUUUUGUCAGUAAAUUUGGAGCAGCCUCAGCAACUGUCCGACGUCACAACGUCUGAAAUCACAAAACCAACUUCGAAUAAACUUAUUUUCAAUGAUAAAGAUGAGCUCUUGGAAUAUGUUUCAAAAAAUAUACCAUUUAAUGAACUAUUUGAUAAAUAUAAUCAAAAAGAGGAUGAAUCAUUGAGCAAGAAAAAAAAUCUUGUAACAGAUGUUGCUGAAAAAGUGGGCUUUGAAUAUUUAUUUGAAGAAUAUUUUCCUUUACAUGAAUCUCAGGACACUAACAUGUCUGCUAAGCAACACAAGUUAGUUCUAGAAAUGUUAAAUUCAUUGUCAAAGCUCAUGGCAAUCAAUAGAAAUGUGAAGCAUCGAGCAUUAGCCUUGCUGUCUGAUAAUCAUUCCGAUGAUUUUUUGGAGCACGCCUUGAGAGAAAAUUCUACGAAGCGUGUCUGUGAUAAGAUUUCAGUUCCCAACAUCGUAGGGUAUCUUAUACACAAAGUAAACAUAUCUGAAAACGUUACAUAUGAAGAAGACAUAAACAAACUUAAUAAAACGUUAAUUUAUCACUUGAUUAAUAACACCCAUACAAACCAUCUUGAAAUUGUGAAUGACACAAAAGAAAUUCAUCAAUUAUUAAAUCUCUUAUUCAAAAAUAAAUCUAAGCUAGAGAUUUUAGAUACUGCUCACGAGUUUGUUCAAAAUAUUGUUAAACAUAGGUUUUAAAACUUCAAUUUCAAGGAGUUGCAUUUUUUAACAUUAAUUUUCAAUAAUUUGUGUUUCACUUUUUUAAUUAUUAGUUAUUAACUGAUAAGAAUAUCUUUUUAAAGAAAGUUAUGCUUUGUUUAAUGUCCCAUAUUUAAAUAUUAAAGAUAAAAUCCAACUCAAAAAAAUUUAAAUAAAUAGGUACAUCUUUAAUUUCAAUGAAUUUAUUUUGUAACAAAAAACUGUUUACAAUUAUGAAAAGUAAUUAUUGGUCCUUGAAUUUUAAGUCACGAUUGAAACAUCUAACUCUUAAAUUGAAAAGAUCGAAAUAUUGAAUCAAAACUUUGAUAUCUAAUCAUGCCUUUGUCCGAUAGUAAAUAUGUAGAUGUAUACAUUUCUAUGCGUACAAAUGUAGCUAUAUAUUGUGUGAGUUUUAAAUUUUUUCUACAAAAACCAGAGAAAAAGUAUUAGAAAGCUGAUUCUUCUCAUGUAUUGUUUCCAAUUUUGGUCUUAGCGAUGUUUUUGUAUUCCAAAAAGUAUUAAAAAAUUGUCACUGUGUAGACAGAAGAAAAAAUUCACUCAUAAAAAUAUCAACCACAGUCC